CACACGCCUGUCAACACAUUCAUAGCACCGAGCGUCAGUGACCUGAGCUAAGUAGUAAAACCAUUUACAAAGGGAUCAGUGACACGAAGGGAUAGUGUACCAUGUGGCUGAAGGAAUGUUGCGUGCCAGAGCAAGAACUUGGUCAAUUUGUCAACAAAGCCUAACUCAAGUCUCGAGUUUUCGUACGUUUGUUGAUCGUGAACAGUGCUAAGAUUUUGUAAGUCUUAAAGGUGCUUGAUUAACAGACGCUGAAGGAAUGUCAUCAUGGGGAGGCUGUUAGAGGCUGAAGGAUGAGCAAUCUGAGCCUCAUGAACCCGGGGACAAGCCUCAACUUUGACGGGGCAGCAUUACAGAACCAGGAGGAAGCUGAAUACAGGAAGGAAGAGGAGCAACAACAGCAUGAGCUGCGGCAGUUGCUGACAAAUGCAUUUGACGACCUCCUGGAUGAUGACAUCUUGUCCGUGACAUCAGAUGACUCCGUCAACGUCAGUGGAUGCCAAGACCUAACAGAAGGUGGACGGACGCCUCGCAGAAAGAGAGCAAGUGGGAGAAUCUUGGCAGCCAAGGCCAGCAGUCAGGAGUGGGGAUAUCCAGUACCCCUAGCCAAUGGCAGACGUGAACCAGGGUCACAUGACAUAGGUUACACACAGACACAUGGAGAGACGCCAAAUUUCGGAGGCACAUACAACCUUUCUUCCCAAGCUCCAGUGCGGGAGUACGGAUCCAAUGAAUACUCUAAUCCCGAAGGUGUGACUGAUUAUAAAGGUCAAGGUUACCUGCAAUGGGGUGGCAGUGUGGAAAACCUUGACCCUGGCAGAGGUCAUAUUGAGGUCACAGAGCAAGCUCAGAAGCACGAGCACAUGCCAGGGUUUCAUUACCACCAACCUUGUUUUGACAAUGACACCGACAGGAUGAAUUCAAUGGAGAAUCGUAUUAUUAUCGGAGUUGAGAGAGGAGAAACGGAAGGCGGGAAUGAACAUUUAAGAGCAGAAGCACAAAACCAGCUCUGGAGUCAGAAUUAUAACCAGCAUUUUAGAGACCUCUACAGGGAAGAUGACAUUCCAGGGGGAGAUAACUCUCAUGAACAAUUUCAAACUGGUUCAAAUAAUUUCGCGAAUACUCAUCGGCAUCUUGAUAGUGAGAUUCAGAUUAACUUUGCAAAUGGACAAACCCUACCUGACAAAGCCUACGGUUUUGGACCUGAAUCGGGUCAGUUUUCGUUGAACACAGAAUCUCAACCAAUGGAACUUCAUUACAACCAAACCUACCACAGUUCUCUGGCAUCAAAUAUUAAUGAGGGUAUAAUAAGACACAUGACCCACAGACAAGAUGUUGGUGUACCUCUUCAGGGUCCACCGUCACCACGGAAACAGGAUUACCCAGAAUCCUACAAGGUUCAGUACAAAGCUCCCCAACCUGAGCAACCAAUUUUGUCGGCCAAUCAGAUGCUGCCAGAACCUGAAUCAGCCAAUCAGGAGAGUGCAGGCAAUCAUAGGGACUUCCUGCAACAAGACGGUGGAGAGGACGAGAGACAGCUGGGGCAGCUGCAGAUCCUCUACAAGGCUCGAGGUCGGCAGCUGGAGGACCUCCAAAGGGACCUUGAGACCCUCAAACAGGAGUCCGGCAGGGAGAAUCGCAUCCUCAAACACCAGCUCUCUCUGGCACAAGGUGAGAAAGGUGGAGGCUUGGCAUCCAGCUACAACACUAUCAGAGGCAGUGUCAGGAGCUGCUGCAGGAGACUCAAGGAUGAGAGACGCCCAGCUGCUGGGCUUGCAAACACUACAGGCCGUGGAGGCACAGGUGGAGAGUCUCAACACUAUCAGGGAAGAGUAUGUGAAGAAACUGCAGACGACCGAGACGACCCUUGAGAACUUGACACAUGAGCUGUCAAACCUGCAGCAGUCUGACAGUCUGGCCCGGGCUCUCAAUCAGCACGAGGCCGUGGUCAGCAGCAUGCAGCAGAAGUUUGACAAGGAAGUCCUUGACCUGAAGGAAAAACUGGACAUCGCCAAU
Molecule: messenger RNA, 2013 nt
Organism: Haliotis rubra (blacklip abalone)
Lineage: Eukaryota; Metazoa; Mollusca; Gastropoda; Lepetellida; Haliotidae
Product: centrosomal protein of 152 kDa-like
Exons: 7
Coding region: 291-1868 (525 amino acids)
Biological process (GO): centriole replication
Cellular component (GO): centrosome
Source: RefSeq, a predicted model, not a curated record